UUUUUUUUUCUUCCAUGUAAUUUGUUUAUAUUAUAUACAUACUGAUUCAUAAUGAUUGAUGUUCAUGCUCACAUUACAAGUAGAAACUUUGGAGCACAAGCAUUUCAAGAAGUACUGCAGUCAGCCAAAGAAUCUGGUGUACAACAUAUUAUCAGCGUCUCAGAAACAGUUCAUGAUGCAUCCGAUGUUUUAACACUAGCGUCUCAAUCGAAUGGAAUGAUAUGGCCGUCACUUGGACUCCAUCCUGUGCAAUAUUUGGAUGGUGACAAUACUUCUGAACGAUCUGUUACAAAGGAUGAUUGGGAUAAAUUCAAACCUAUACUUGAAAAGGCGAUAAAAGAUAGAACAAUUGUUUGCGUUGGCGAAAUUGGACUUGAUUUUUCAAGACAUAUAAUACAACAAAACCCCAACAAUAUGGUUAAUGACGAAUCAGAACUAAGACAAAUGCAAUGUGAUAUAUUUCGUGAACAAGUGGAAAUGGCAGUCAAAGCGAAUCUACCAGUCAAUGUACACUCGAGAUCUGCUGGUCAUUAUGCGUUGAAUGUAUUGUAUGAAUGUGGAGCAAGGUUAGUCAAUAUGCACGCGUUUGAUGGAAAAGCAAGUUAUACCAAGAAAGCAGUGGAACAAGGUUUUUACUUUUCAAUACCUCCAUCCAUUAUCCGAUCACCUCAAAAGGAAAUACUGGCCAAAGUGAUACCAAUGAAAUGUUUAUUACUAGAAUCAGAUUCACCAGCAUUAGCACCUGAAAAAGGGAUGAACAAUGAACCAAAAUAUAUUAAAGUGGCAGCACAAGAAAUCGCUAGGAUCAAGAAUAUUCCAGUGGAAAAAGUAAUAGCACAAACUACUAUGAAUGCUAUUCGACUCUUUAAGGAUCAUCAUCAAGCAUGUUUAGAAUAGUUUAAACUUUUAUUAGUUGUAGUGGGUUUCAUCUUUAUUGUGUACUUAUGUUUGUGUGUGUGACUUUGUCCAUUUUGAAUAAAGCAACUCGGAAAGUGAAAUUUGAAAAAAAAAAUCGCCUCUCACUUUCUC
This is a messenger RNA of Halteromyces radiatus, 1029 nucleotides long. RefSeq names its product putative deoxyribonuclease TATDN3. The transcript is spliced from 5 exons. Lineage: Eukaryota; Fungi; Mucoromycota; Mucoromycetes; Mucorales; Cunninghamellaceae. Gene Ontology annotation, molecular function: hydrolase activity, acting on ester bonds. The record is from RefSeq and is a predicted model, not a curated record. Bases 52 to 897 code for a protein of 281 amino acids.